Molecule: messenger RNA, 1080 nt
Organism: Trypanosoma theileri
Lineage: Eukaryota; Euglenozoa; Kinetoplastea; Trypanosomatida; Trypanosomatidae
Exons: 1
Coding region: 1-1080 (359 amino acids)
Source: RefSeq, a predicted model, not a curated record
AUGAAUGAGUUUAAGAGCAACGGAGAUGCUGGUAUCAAAAAUGAUGCUAACGUGGUAUAUUCAGACCGGUUAAUGCACUCAGAGUGUGGCAUAACACCUGCGUAUGGUGUAGAGGUUCGUGAGAGUCGUCCGCAUAUUCAUCCUCAGCGGUUUGAACUUGGAAAGGAGAUGCAGCAGCGGGGCAAGAAACACAUUGAUCCACAACACAUGAAUCUCAGUGACGAUGCCAAACGAGAAGAGGGGCGCUAUGGCAAGAGACAUUUGCAGGUUGGGAACAAUCGUACUACUACUGUUGAAAUGGGACAACAGACGACAGCGCCAGUGCGGCGUGGUGAAGGCCCGCGCAGCAAGACGAUAAGUACAUCUAUGCAACUCUCUGAGGCACGCUUGCGGCAGAUAGCGAAGGACCCGCGUUAUAAUCAAGCGGCGAGUGAACUACUGCAGCAUAGAGGAGAUCCUUCUAUUGUACACGAGGAGGAGCGUCUCUCGCGACGUGUGGCAUCGGAGAAGUACGCACAGGGAAGUAGCGCACGCUGCGCUGAGUUGCGUGAUCAGAAGCGUUCAGACGACUUAGGGUCGCCCGCUGUGGCCAUAAAGACGAGAGUGCCAUUUGCACUGGAUGCAUCUACACCGCGUGCGGAUAACGUGACGGUGCACCGCAGUGCCUACUACCGCAAUGCGGAGUCGAAGCAGCAGGAGCGGCCCCGCAGCAGCGGUCUACACUCACACCGCCAGCUGCAGGACCACGUGGAGUUGUCGAAGAACGAAUACCCCGAUCCGCCGGCGGUGGGCGUGCGGGUGACGCCGCGUUUCGGUCACCGCCCGGCAACGGCGCAGACACGCCCCGCCACGUGCCUCGACGAGGAGGCCCUCCGCCGCGCAAAGGCCCGCUGCCAUCAAAGCAGCCACAGUCGCAUGCCGGACUUCAUAUUUGGAGCGCCACAGCCGUUGGAGGCGCCACGUCCAACACUUCGCGGCAUCACGGAGGAGCGCUGGAAGGCUGCAGAGGAGCGCACUGCACAGCGACGCACCGGACGGGCAAUGGCACACCAGAGCCACAAACGUACCGCACUCUGGUAG